GCAAAAGCCACAGGAAUGCAGCCCAAGAAACACAAGUUAAUGCACAGAGCAGCUGAAGCUGUUGUUGUUCUCAACGUGGUCCGCUCUGUCAGUACAAGAGCACAGGCGCCGAGCCAAGCUUUUCAUUCCGCACAGAGCGUCAGGCAGAGAGUCGGUUCGAUCCACUUAACCGGAAUCAUUCGGCUCCGAACCGCCAAUCUCCGAACCUCCAUCAUGUCUCUAGAGCUGGAAGAGAAUAUUCCCACCACCGAGGAGGAAGAUGAAGGGGAGGAGGAAGGAGAAGAAGAAGCCACCACUCCAACCAGAAGGUCCUCUAGUAAGAGGACCAAAGGGGCAGCUGCUCCAGCCAAAAAAAAGAGCAAGAAGAAGAAGAACCAGCCGGGCAGAUACAGCCAGCUCGUAGUGGACACCAUCAGGAAGCUGGGGGAGAGGAACGGCUCAUCCCUGGCCAAGAUCUACAGCGAGGCCAAGAAGGUGUCCUGGUUUGACCAGCAGAAUGGUCGCACCUACCUCAAGUACUCCAUCAAGGCGCUGGUCCAGAAUGACACCCUGCUGCAGGUCAAAGGGAUCGGGGCCAACGGCUCCUUCAGGCUAAACAAGAAGAAGCUGGAGGGGCUUCCUGCUGAGAAGAAGGCUGCGCCCCCUAAAGCAGCUGCCAAGAAGGCAGCCCCUGCCAAGACCACCCCCAAAAAGAGUCCGAAGAAGGCCAAGUCGAAGCCCAAGGCUAAGAAGGAGAAACCCAAGAAGGCCGCCAGCGCCCCCAAACCUGCAGCCAAGAGCCCCAAGAAAAAAGCAGCAGGUGGUGGGAGCAAAAAGGUGAAGAAGAGCGCAAAGCCCAGCGUCCCCAAGGUUCCUAAAUCCAAGAAGGCGUAAACGAGGGCCCCUGGGGGCCAAAUGAACUCUAUGUUGAGCAUAUUGUUUUUUCUGUUUUGUUUCUGCACUUAUGUGGUGGCAGCUUCUGUUCUCCCAAGAGCCGUGAGACUGUCGUGCUGGGGCAGUGUUUUGUUAAAGGGGGCAGUUUUUUAACCCCUUAGAUAUUUUUAUGAUUUGAUUUUUU
This is a messenger RNA of Spea bombifrons (plains spadefoot toad), 1057 nucleotides long. RefSeq names its product histone H1.10-like. Gene Ontology annotation, biological process: nucleosome assembly. Bases 16 to 873 code for a protein of 285 amino acids. The transcript has a single exon. The record is from RefSeq and is a predicted model, not a curated record. Gene Ontology annotation, molecular function: structural constituent of chromatin; DNA binding. NCBI's taxonomy places the organism in Eukaryota, Metazoa, Chordata, Amphibia, Anura, Pelobatidae. Gene Ontology annotation, cellular component: nucleosome.